AUGCCUAAGAAUGUGCUUCUUCUCUACAGGGUGACGGUGGAGGCUCUGGAGAUGCUGGCGAUCUGGGGAAACGCUGGCGCUAGAGGCUCUUUGGGACUGCCCGGGCCAGCUGGAACGACAGGGAAAGUUGGGGAAAAGGGUCACAAAGGCGAAAAGGGGCAAGAAGGCUUCUUGGGCCAAGCUGGCGGGAUUGGAAUUACAGGGCCUGAAGGAGCCAGAGGAUCUCAGGGUGAAAUGGGAGUCCAGGGGCUUCCUGGAGUGGAUGGUGCUGAAGGUCUGAAGGGAAAUCCAGGACCUCGUGGUGUGAUUGGACCAACUGGUACAGCAGGAAUGGCGGGCUUCCCAGGAGAGGAUGGGAGGAAGGGAGACCAGGGCAAACAAGGCCCUUCUGGUGAUUGUGGGUUACCUGGUAAAGCCGGAGAGCGUGGGCCACCUGGCUUUGAUGGUCCCCCGGGCAAGAAAGGAGAUCCAGGAUCAACCGGGCCUCCAGGCCUAACGGUAAAGGGCCGCGAGGGCUGCCAGGCCUGGAUGGGCAGAAAGGGUGCAAAGGAGAAAAGGGGCGCUGUGGGCAUGAUGGGAGUGAAGGGUUCCCUGGCAGUCCUGGCAGAAGGGGCAAGCGAGGCAAAGCUGGUCCAAGGCCCCGCAGAGGUUCCAAAGGUCCCAAGGGCUAUCAGGGUGAACCAGGUCUCAAGGGGGCUGAUGGACCCCAUGGUCCUUCCGGGCUUCCUGGACUCAGAGGGGCGAAGGGAGUCAGAGGGCCCAGAGGGAAAAAGGGUGACAAAGGCAGCAAAGGAGGCCUUGGCCCACCGGGAGAUAAUGGUUUUAAGGUGCAUAUGA
This is a messenger RNA of Elgaria multicarinata webbii, 837 nucleotides long. RefSeq names its product collagen alpha-2(IX) chain-like. NCBI's taxonomy places the organism in Eukaryota, Metazoa, Chordata, Lepidosauria, Squamata, Anguidae. Gene Ontology annotation, biological process: extracellular matrix organization. The record is from RefSeq and is a predicted model, not a curated record. The coding region runs from base 1 to 837 and encodes 278 amino acids. Gene Ontology annotation, molecular function: extracellular matrix structural constituent conferring tensile strength. The transcript has 14 exons.